Molecule: messenger RNA, 1245 nt
Organism: Puccinia graminis f. sp. tritici CRL 75-36-700-3
Lineage: Eukaryota; Fungi; Basidiomycota; Pucciniomycetes; Pucciniales; Pucciniaceae
Exons: 2
Coding region: 1-1245 (414 amino acids)
Source: RefSeq, a predicted model, not a curated record
AUGUCAGGAACUCGAAUCUCAAGUCGACCCACGCACAAUUCCGUUGAUGAAUUAAAGAAUGGAUCGAGAAGACGGGCCGAAAAUUUCGACCCAGAAACAUCCUUGGCUGAGUGCAGUCAUCGGGUGCAAGAUACCAAACACGGUUCUUGUGCUGAGAACGAGCUCAACGCGCACUACGACUCAGAAGAUAAGCGCAGGCGGUCUAGCGACACCCAAAGUAUUCCGACACCUCCUGGAACAAUAAUAGAUUCAGAGGAAUCGUUCCAAUGCCGAGGCCUCGAUUAUGAGCCUGAUUUAUGGAGGUCUCAUUCCAGCUUGCAACAGCCGAUUGCCCAGGCUUCCGGAUCAGGGUUUAGCCACAGGGGAAGUAGUUACUCGUCAAGCAUUCCGGCAUCUCCCGGAACAGUGGAAUCGGAUUCUGAUGAAUCUUUUCAAUGUCGCGGCCUUCAGUAUGAGCCUGGGGAAUACACGCCUGACUUAGGCUCACAUGCGUCGAUUUCCCCGGCUUCCGGAUCAGGCUUGCGUCACAGAGGAACCGGGCACUCACGAAGUAUUUCAACAUCUCCUGAAGCAGUGGCCGUAGAUUCGGACGAGUCCUUUCAGUGUCGGGGCCUUUCCUAUCAGAGCGAGCCCGAACACUAUAGGCCUGAUCCUCGCUCUCAAGAUUCGAUUUCUCGGGCUUCCGCAUCUAGAUUGAGUCACAGAGGGACUGGAUACUCCGACUCGCAGUCGAUAUCUUCUGGAGCUGUGGACUCAGACUCGGACGAGUCAUUUCAGUGCCGGGGCCUUUCCUUUCAGAGCGAGCCUGAACAACAUAGGCCUGAUCCUAGUCCACAAGGUUUCAAUACCUGGACUUCCACUGGUGGUAACACUAAGAAAAAUCCCCGAAAGGAUAGAAACUUUUUAGGGUUGAGAUUAGAUCUCGCCUCCAUCUCUAACUUCAAGCUCAAAGAGACCGAUUCCAAUCAUCGUCAAGAUGAUACUGAAACGAAAGCUCCAAACGCAAAGUUUGAAGUUGAGUCGCUGACCUUGCCUGUUGCUGCAAGCCCGCUGUCUCCAGCCUAUCCCGCCAAAACCUCCCUUAGCAACUCCGGCGUGCCGAUUCUAGGGAGUUCAAAGCUUCGAACUUUGAAACUAGAGAGGGAAAACCGUCAGAAAAGUCGGCUCCACGGUAUCAAGACGGCCCUCAAGAGAAUCUUGAGGGUUCCUAAGGGUAAAAAUGGCUGCGGAAAACUCGAUGGAUAA